AUGUUCGAGCGGCGCGGGUGCUUCCUGAUGUAUCGCCGUGGAAAGCCAGGCCGGCGCGCCGUCAUUAGCCGGCACGCCGCGAUGCGUGACUGUUUACGACCCGUGUCUGCUCACCCCUUCGCCCUAAACGCGGACACGUGCCGCGCGAGGGUCUGGUGCGGGACGUGCAAAUGCUUCACGGUGCACGAUCGCGAUCCAAUUAAUAUUAAAAAUCACCAGAGCCCAGCGCGGAGCGCGAAGGGCUUCAUUGUUAUG
Iphiclides podalirius (scarce swallowtail) is the source of this 255-nucleotide messenger RNA. Lineage: Eukaryota; Metazoa; Arthropoda; Insecta; Lepidoptera; Papilionidae. The record is from the annotation of a GenBank genome assembly.